UGAUCUCAGAGGUCUUUUCCAACCCGAUUGAUUCUAUGAUUCUAUAAAUACUCUUUCAUGUAUUUUUCCAGUUUCCCCUUAAAUUCCUGUGAACAGGUGGCAUCUACAACAUCCUCUUGCAAUGAGUUGCACAACUCUACUAUCUGAUGCAUAAAGAUUGAUGUCCUUUUUUGUUUUUAAUCUGACUUCUACAAAUUCAUUUGAUGGACACAGGGUAGAAUAGUAAAGAGAGUGAACAGUGCAUCCCUCAGGGUUUGCCACUGAGCAGUUUUAAGGUUUUCUGUCAUACCAUCUCUGCCCUCCCUCAGCUCUUCUUCCUGAAUGAAAAGACCUGGCUUGCUUAGGUAUUCCUCAUAUGGCACUAAUGACCAUCAUGACUGCCCAUCUCUGGACUACUAGUUUUGUUAUUUUCUUUUAAGAUGGUGGAGUGACCAGAGCCACAUUCAGCUUUAUCACAGCAGCUUUAGUAUUUUCAUUUAGUGACUCAUAAAAGUAAAAGGUGAAGCAAGAUUUAUAAGUACUCCUUCCUUCUUCCCGAGAAGGAAGAAUAGCAUUGAAGAUGCCAAGUUCAUUGUCUCUAACAUCAGAUACUGUCUUUACUGUCUGAAGAAAAAAGCAAUUCUCAACCAUUUCUAUACUUCUUUCCCAAUUUUCAUGUUCUGUUGAAAGAACCUGGGAACAGCAUGUGCGACAGAAAUACCUCGUGGAGAUAAAUUCAUUAGAAAUAUAGUGAUAAAUAAUUUCUAUAAAAUGCAACCAUUAGGAUAAACUCCCAUGUUCUUGUUAAAAAGAUUGAAAAAAACAGUAAUUAGGGGAUAACAAGUAGCAAAAUUCCAUUUCUGAAAUGCUGCAAAUCAUUAAGGGUGUUAUCUCUUGCCUUGAAGGCAGCUUAGUAUGUGCAAAGGCUGAUUCACCAUAAAAUACACAUGUGCCUACACGGUCUUUUUUCUCUCUACAGAAAGUUUCAGAAAUGCAACCAGAUCAGAAUAAACAGCAAUUCAGACCUUAAAACUACAUAACAUAAGCAAGGCAGAAGAAAACUGAUGCAAAUGUUGCUGUGGCAGUUGCUUGAUUUCCACGUGUUUAAACUGAAAAGUUUGUCAACAUUUGUUAAGAAUCACUUCAAAGAAACAAUAAGAGGAGCAAGCAAAAGAAAAAAAAGUGUAUCAAAAAUCACGGGACAGACAAUGUGACCUUAAAAGUAGCUGAAGGAUAGUGGAACCAGUGCUGCAGAAGACAUAAUUCCUCUGAAGGAUUCAUUGAGCUUCAGUACCAUUAGUUCCAUUUACACAGUCACUUCUUCCACAAAAAGGCACAAAACCUCAAACAUUUCUGAAGCCAUUGUUUUAACUUGACAGUCAAAUAGCAAAAGAAGAAUCUCUUCUCAACCUAUUCCAAAGGCAAUAUAAAAAUGUCAAGCAUGAUAAAGAAGCACAGUUAGUCAAAGUCCUUAGAUUAUUAAAAGAUACAUCCCCAGUCACUGAGAAACUUUCCCACUUUAUACUCAUACAGAUUUACCCCAUCACCAUCCAGCUUAUUUUAGAUACAAAUACCUGAACAGUUGGGAAGACCACCAGUGCCAGGAAAUGACAGCCCGAGGGUGGAUCCCCUUCUCUGCCGUGCAGCAAGAAGCUGCACAACCAUCUGCUUUUAAGUCUUUUCUAGACUCCAGGGGAGGAGCUUGCACCCAAAAAAGGGCAGGACCGAGGCACACAGCAUGCCCGAAGGCAGAUAGAAACAUCAUGUGUUAGAUGUGACGCAUGGAAUUUGGCAGAAAAAUAAGGAAGGCACACCUCAUUAAUCCCAGUGAUUUAAAACACACAGGUUGGCAUGCCCAUGACAGAAGUUGUAGCACUUUCAAUACAUGGAGGCCCACAACCUCGCUGACAGAAAAGCCUGCCUUUUUUAAGAACUGUAUCCAGAAGUACAGCACUCACACCUCGGCUGCAGAGUUUUAUACAGUUCUGAAAAUGCUCAUGUAGGAGACCAUCACCUGAUUUGAUUAAAACAUUGCAUUUGGUUAUUAGGCCAGUUGCAAUUUCUGCAAGCUGAAAGACAUAGCAUUUCAUGAACUACACACUGUGGUUACGUAUCCUGAUUUCAUGUGAGCUACCACGUUAUGCUCCUGGUGACCAGAUGCUAUCAGUAACCUAAAAACAUCAGUGUAUUUUGUAACUGCAUUUGUAAUACUAAGAAGAUUGGUUUCCUCCCCACCUUUUUCUUUUUAAUGUUACUCUACCAAGAGUAUCAGUGACAAUAAUAAUAAAAUAAAAAUAUUCACAAACAGUGAUAAAAACUAAGGAACCUGAGUGCCAAAAUGGGUUCUGAUGCUUAACUUGGACAUGUAGGCUGGACUGCUUUGUGGUUUUCACACUAUUCUUAAUUCUUAUACAUUUCUCUUCAUCAUAUCUAGGAAACUGAAAAAUCUACGGUGUUAAGAGAAAAGCCUACCUUUUGACCAGCCAGUCAUUAAGCACUGCUCCUUUCCCAAACAAGGGCUGCAGUCUUCUACUUAUUUCUGAUUUCUGCUUUCCUGGAGAACCUUAAAUCAACCCUUGUGGCUGCAGGCUCUGCAGUGAGGUCUGGUCCCAUGCUCUGCAGCUGCCACUUCUAAAAGGCAAAAGUACAAACUCACAGUACUUUUACGUUGUAACUCACAGGUUUUAUAGUCUAUUCUGCGUUGCAAGGGACCCACAUGGAUCAAGUCCAACUCUUUAAGUGAAUGGCCCAUAUGGGGAUCAAACCCACAACCUUGGUGUUAUUAGCACCGUGCUCUAACCAACUGAGCUAUGGAGUACAAUGAGGGACACUUAUGCUUUGAAGGUGCACGAUUUAAAGCAUCUUAUAUUGGCUAGUCCUGACCUGUGCUGCUGUGCUCAAUACUGCUUCUCCAUAUGAUAUAUCUAGUAGCAGAGGUAUUUGAUUAUAAGUUACAAUUUGUAAUAAAGCACAUAAUACGCUUUAUUUACUCCUACCUCAAAUUGUGCCAACAAAAUAAUCUGACACCCGAUGUUAAUGUUACAAAAGCCAGCUGUUAUAAACAUCAGGUUCACUAAUAAUAUUCCUAAAAGUAAUAAAAUACUACUGGAAACAAUUAUUUCCUAACUAAGGCUGAAAAUAAAAAAAGGUUAAGAAUAAGAUUUUGAAAGUAUAGCAUUAAUCAAAUAGCAGGCUAUUUCCUUAAAAAUAAUGAAAUUAAGAAUUGUAUGUGUUACUUGGUUUUGUUUGCCUUCUAAUUCUUUGUGUCAAAGGACUAGAAAAUUUAUUGGGUUUCAUAUAAAAAAUGAAAAUUUUUACAAAUUAAGUAGUUCCAGGAGAUGCCACUUUUAUCCAAAAUUAUGCUUGGCCUUUCCAAGGCUGAAGGUAAAAAAGGGCUUCACAGAACUGAUCUGUCAAAUCAGCACUAGUAUACAGAGUAGAGUAGACUAGACUGUUUCAGUUGGAAGGGACUUAAAAUGGUCACCUCAUCCAACUGCCUGACCAAUUCAGGGCUGACCAAGUUAAAGCACGUUAUUAGGGAUUGUCCCAAACCCUGUUAAACACUGACAGUCUGGGGGCAUCAACCAUCCUUCUAGGAAGCCUGUACAAUCUAAACCUCCCCUGGCACAGCUUUGAACCAUUCCCAAACGUCCUGUCACUGGAUACCAGAGACCAGAGCUCAGCACCUCCCUCUCUACUUCCCCUCCUCAGGAAGCUGUAGAAAGCAAUGAGGCCUCUUAGCCUCCUUUUCUCCAAAGCAGACAAGCCCAAAGUCCUUUUUAUGGAAAUAACAUCAGCUGGGUUCCAGUCAAACUCUCCAGACUCUCAAGACUUUUGGCAGACCAAGAGGGGUCUUGCUAUAACAUCCAUUAGCUCCUUCAGUACUCCAGGAUGAAUCUUUUCAGACUCUAUGGAAUUCAUGGUUAGAAGGCCAUGGUUAGUAAGCUGAUACAUCUGGUCCCCUACAAUUUCAGUGUCCACAAAUGGAAAGUCACUGAUUCCACACUCACGGAACUCAUGCUCCUCUAACUCAGGCAGCCCAAGGUCUAUCAGUAUUCUUAAAUACCAAGGAAAAAAGGCAUUGAAUGCCUCUGCUUUUUCUUCAUCCCUGUUAAUCAGAUGACAAUCUUCAACAAGCAUUGGUCCAACGUUUUCUUUAGACCUCCUCUUGUAAUCAAUGUACUUGAAAAAGCUUUUCUGGUUAUCUGAACUGGCCAUUUUCAACUCUAAGUGAGCUUUGGCCUUUUGUGUCUUCUCCCUGCUUACACAGAUCACAGUCCUAUACUGCUCCUGCAAAGCCUGACCCCACUUCCAGGAUCACACAAUUUCUUUUUCCUUUUUUCUUUUUCUUUUUCCUGUGUUUCCAAAAUGUGGUUCUUAAAGACUGACCAUUACUUGUGGGCUCCUAAGCCCUAAAAACAAGAUUUCCAGGGUAUUCCCAUUGACUGUUUCCACUAGCAUUACCAUCCUCAGAUGAUGCCAUGCCAACCUUCACCUUCCCUGCUGUAAUCCCGUUGUUAUUUCCUUCCCCCCAUCAAUUCUACUUUAAAGCUCUCUUGAUCCAUCCCCCCAGCUUAUGCCCAAAGACACAUCUCCCCAUCAGGACAGGUGGAUCCCACCAGGCCCCAGCAUACCUUGCCUCUUGAAUGUUCUUCCCUGGUUUAAAACCCAAAGUUAUGGUGAAGGCCGUAGUCCUGGAGUCAGGUAUUGAUAUUCUGGGCUCACCUGUUUCUUCCAAAGUCUCCUUCCAUUACUGGGAGGACUGAGGAAAACAUUACCUGUGCUCUGGAAUUUUUUAGCAUUCUUUCCAGGGCUCUUUUUAUCGUGACACCAUUUGUAUGCAUGUGAAAGAGCAGGAAUAAAUAAUAGUAUGAAGGUUGUAUUAGGCUGUUCAGUUUUGUGGUGACAUCCCCAAUUUGGGUCCCAGGGAAGCAGCAAACUUCUCUGAAAAGAGGGUCUGGUCUGCAAAUGAGUGCUUCCAUUCCAUACAGAGGGAGUCACCAGUGCCCAUAACUCACCAUUGUUUCUUCCUGACGCACGUCUUAAUGCAAGUUUUGUUGCAAGAGGUUGAUCUCUCUGACCUUGGCAAGACUUUGUACAAGGGCCUUGUACCUGUUCUGUCAGGGUAUCUUAGAGGGCAACUUGAAGGGUAAGGAGGGGUUUCUUUUACCACUCUGUCCUGUAACAUUGUUCCAGCCCUCCUUCCUUCUGGUACAAAGCAGAUCCAGAACCUACCUCCGUAGUGGCCAUGCCAACUUGGCUUCCAUGUGUCACAGAUGGCAGACUAUGGCUCCACUGAUUAAUCUCCCUCUCAGACUCUUGAAUGCUCCUCAGAAGUUCCUCAUUUAAAGCUUUCUUAGCUGUUGUUUUAUGGCAAUUUUCAGUCUCUUUUGGACUACAAUAGAAAUACAAAUGGAUGUAAUAGUAAGUCAGAAAAGUAUAACUCUUUCAGAAAUCAUAAAGAAAAGUGCAAGAGUAGAUUUUUAUCCAGUAGGUAUUAAUGCCGAAAACUCACCAAGGUAAUUUUUGUUUAAGAACAGAAACAUUGCUUGGGGAGUUGCAAUUCACCAAUAGUGAUUUAAUGAGACUCAUUUUGAGCACAUAACAAAGAAGCAUGUGUUUCUCAGUUGCACACCUAGGAUUUAAAGAACCAUGUUGUGUAUGUUGCUUAAUAAAAGUUGACAUCUAUUACUGACAGUUGUGAAACACAUUGGAUUAUAUGUACUGUGAGAAAUGUAAUUUGUUUUCUCCUCAGUGAUUAUUUAUUGUCUUUCAUUAUUUAUUAUUAUUUUAACAAAUCUGCACAGCUUUAGCACCUUUACUGCAACUAUACUUCAUUUUCUAGUCAAUCAACUUCAAAGGAUAAAAGGAUGCACUUAGAUCUUUCUCUUAAAAAUUACCAUUAGCUGCUUAUAUGAAGAGACAUGAAAUUAAGCAGAUCUCAUGCCAUCCAAAGGAAAGCAGGAGUAACCGUCAUCUCUAUGAAAGUCUUGAGACGGAGACAGUCAAAUGAAUCCCAACUUAUUACUCUUCAGUAUGACCUCAGAGGAUUAUACACAAGCAAUAGAAGCCAUGCAGAUGAAAUAUGGAGGGAACAGUGGAUUUUGCAGAAGAGAAGACUCAAUUUAGAGAUGCAUUAAUAGGAUCUCCUGGAGAUAUUUGGAAACAUGAGUGACACUAGAGUAUUGAAGAGAUCUCACUUGGAAUUCUGCCUAUAGUGUUGUUAAGUUUCUUCAAGAAAGGUGAGUUCAAACCAGAUCUGAUGCAAGGUGUGGCUAGAAAAGAGAACUUAUGAAAGAGAAUACAUUACCUUUUACAAAUACACUGGAAGAUGAGGCUGAGGGAAGCGAGGACAUUCCAAAAAAUGGUUAUUGUUCAUGUUCUAGCCAUGGCUAGAAAUAAAAUUUUUAACCAUUGUACCCAUCAGACUCUGGAACAGCUCCAGAAAAGCUGCCUGCUUUAAGGUGGACAUUCAGGUUAUACAGUGGUUCUAGAACAUGUAUAUGUCAUGGCUUGGUGAAUACUUCCAGCGCCAUGCACCUAUUAGUUUAAUGCAGGACUGAGUCUGUAUGUGUGUGAAGAAAGCCAGCUAGUUGCAAUGCUGCAAAAUAGUCUUGCUAAUAGAGAACUCAUUUAAUUUAACAAAUACAGAGGCCUUUGUAUUAUUGUAUGCAAUACACAGAACAUGCACUGAGGUCAGUCUGCUAAGGUCUGCUGACCAAGAAAGAAAAUAAAAUUCAAAGGUAGUCAGAGAAAACAGGAAGCCUGGAGGGACUAGAAUACAGUAGAAAAUCUGACUUUCAGUCUUCCAAAGAGAAAUAAAGUGUGAAAGUUACAUAAAAAUAGUCAGUUUAUAUACAGGCCUGGCCAUAGGAAAUAACAGAAAACAGAGUGGAAAUCUCUGCUGCUGUCUCAGUAGAAGAGAAACAUGUGCUGACCUACUAUGUGCAUCAUAGUAACUGACAACUGCUUCAAUGGUACAACCAAAAAAAUUGCUUCUUAGAAAGAACAAAACUCUACCAAGACCAAUUUGCCCCUGUUUCUGCCAUGUGGUCAGUUGCAGACACAGAAAUGCACCAUGGCAGGAUCCCAGUUUCCUAGAGGAGAACUGCCUAGUCUUUCUCCUUGCAGCAAACUCUAUAACCAGGGGAAUAGUGUCUGAGUUCAAAAAGUCAGAUUUUAUAAGAAUCAAAAUGCAAACAAUGAACCUUCAAAUAAAUUUGGGCAGGAAACAGACUCUCUCAUACUCUUAGUUGCUCAGCCCACAUUGCAGUCUUUAAACUUCAACCUAAGGGGGCUCAGAUGCUCCCUGUCUAGGCACUCUGCAGAAGUCACAAUUAAUGUAGAGUGCGACAGUGUUAGCAAUGCAAACUGCUGGUCAAUCACAACUUCCCGUAGGAACAGGGUCAGGCAUAUAAAAUGAUAAAAAACAAAAAACUCCAUAUACUAUUGGCUCAGAUACAUCACACAGCUUAGAACCCAAAUUUUAGUCUCUAAUUUUGGAGACUCAUUUACAGCUUUAGGACAAAGCUCACUCUACAGAGAUUCUUUCAAUCAGAAAAGACACCUAAAACACUCAAGGCAGGGAUGCAAAUUUCAGUACCUAGAACAAGAGCAUGUGACAUGGUCAGUUGUACAAACACUGCCUCCUUCUCUCUCUGUCUGUCUGUAAAACAGAGUCACAUAAGCUGUCAACAUUCAGUUAGCCACUGAAAGUGAAUAGCAGUGCUAAUUUGAUGAGAACGUGUGUGUCAUUCAGAGUUUGACCCACUCUAUCUGCCACAUAAAUUAGGGCAAAAAAUGGGUUUAUCCCAUUUACUUCCACCACCAUGCACAAAAGUAUGUCCUGGAAAAAAGGGGGAGGAUGACCAUAAGCAACUGAACAGUGCAUUGUAUCUUCGCAUGCUCUAAACCAGACAAGGCUUGUUUUCCUUUCCUUCACAGGUGCAGAUGUUGUCCCUGUCAGCAACUCUUGAUGCCAAACUGACAAGAAUCUGGAGAACUUGCAGAACUGCUACUCUGGAGAAACAGCAGCUUCAGCAGGAAAUCCCUCCAUCUCCCACCAGUGCUGCUCUUGGCUCCUGGACUGCAAAUGAUCUGCAUCAUGGAAAAGCAAGUGCUUGAAUCCACAGAGGAGCGGACGUUUCAGUACCAAGAUUCUCUGCCAUCACUGCCAGUACCUCCUCUUGAUGAAUCUUUAAGUAAAUACCUCGAUGCAGUGAAGCCAUUUCUAAAUCAAGAGGAAUAUCAAAGAACUGAGGAUAUAGUUAAAAAAUUUGAAAAUGGCAUUGGGAAAGAGUUGCAUCAGAAAUUACUGGAAAGAGCUAAAAUGAGAAGGAAUUGGCUGGAGGACUGGUGGCUGAAUGUGGCUUAUCUUGAUCUUCGCAUCUCAACACAAAUACACUGUAAUAUGGGAGGCCCUGGUCCCUAUAUUGAACACUGCUGGCCACCAAAAGAGGGCACUCAGAUAGAAAGAGCAUGUGUAAAUAUAUGGCACACCCUGAAAUACUGGGAUCUGUUACGAGCAGAGAAGGUGACCAUAGAGAGAUCUGGGAAUACUGUUCUGGACAUGAACCAAUUUCGAAUGCUCUUCUGCACUUGCAAAAUUCCUGGGGUUACCAGAGACUCGAUCGGCACUUAUUUUAAAACUGAGGCUGAAGGUGAAUGCCCAUCUCACUUAAUAGUUCUGUGUCGAGGUCGAGUGUUUGCAUUUGAUGCUAUGCAUGAAGGCAGUAUGGUGACUCCUCCAGAGAUAUUCAGGCAACUUACAUAUAUUCAGAAAAGAUGCCAUAGUGAGCCAGAUGGACCAGGACUGGCAGCCCUAACAAGCAAUGAAAGGACAAAAUGGGCAGAGUUACGGGAAUAUUUGAUUGAUCUUGAUCCAAAGAACUUAACUCUUCUGGAAAAAAUUCAGAGAAGUUUGUUUGUGGUCUGCCUUGAUGAUUCUAGUCCCCAUGCAACUCCUGAGGACUAUACUGAGCUUACAAGGCUGGGACUAACAGGUGAUCCGACUGUGCGCUGGGGAGAUAAAUCCUACAAUAGCAUAUUCUUUUCCAAUGGAACCUGCAGCGCGUUCUGUGAUCAUUCUCCUUUUGAUGCCAUGGCUUUAAUUACCAUGUUAGCUUAUGCCGAAAAGAAGAUUAUUGAAAAUGAGGGAAAAUGGAAGGGAUCAGAUAAUGUGAGGGACAUUCCAUGGCCAGAGGAACUUGUAUUCACAGUGGAUCCAAAAAUUAUAAAUGAAAUUGGACGUACUAAAGAACUGUACUACAAGCAGGUAUCUGACUUGCAGCUGGUGUCUUAUGCCUUCACAUCGUUCGGCAAAGCAUUGCUUAGGAAGAAGAAACUUCAUCCUGAUACAUUUGUGCAGCUUGCCCUUCAGCUUGCUUAUUACAAAUGCCACGGACGUCCGGGCUGCUGUUACGAAACUGCCAUGACCAGGCGUUUCUAUCAUGGCCGCACAGAGACCAUAAGACCGUGUACUAUGGAAGCAGUGGAAUGGUGCAAGUCCAUGCUGGAUCCUUCUGACAGUACUUAUCAACGACUACAGCUGAUGCAUAAGGCAUUUGCAAAGCACAAUAAAAUGAGGAAAGAAUGUGAGAAUGGAAGAGGCUUUGAUCGUCAUCUUCUGGGUCUCCUGCUCAUAGCACAGGAGCAAGGACUGCCAGUGCCAGAACUGUAUGGGGAUAAGGCCUUCACAGCUAGUGGAGGAGGUGGGAAUUUUGUCCUUUCAACUAGUCUGACUGGCUACACUCGGUUUAGUGGAUCUGCACUCCCUAUGGUACAACAUGGCUAUGGCUUUUUUUAUUCAAUCAGAGAUGACAGGAUUGUUGCAACCUGUUCUUCUUGGAAAUCAUGUCCAGAGACUGAUGCAGAAGUGCUGUGUAGAACUAUGUUCCAGUGUUUUCAUGACAUGCUACAGUUAACAGUCACAGCUCAACUGUAAGCUUGAUAAUGAUGUAAAAGGCUUUGCAAGGUCACGAGUUAUAGGUAGUAAUUAAAAAUGAAAUGCUAUUCAAGAGUACUGUUACAUUCAAGACAUUUAAUGAUCUAUGUGAAGUCUUACCUACUUUUAUGUGAUUUACUGUGGUAACAGUACCCCUUGAAGAGUAAUGUAGCCAUUUGCAGCAGCAAUGCAAGCAGUAGUACCUUAUCUGUGUAGAACUAUGCAAUAUUAAAAUAUGCCUCAACAAUGCAAAUGUACUUCGAGACAAGAUGUUGGAGUGGAGAACUGAUGGGAGACUUGUAUUUAUGAUCUCAGUAGUAGCAUGUAGAAAUGUAGAAUAGUUUGUAGCCUACUGAUACUGUUUAUGCCAGUGGAGCACUUAACUGUGUACUUAAGAGUAACCACACUACCCUCUUAGGUGAUUAUGCUUCCUGUUCACAGUGGUUUGUGAAACAGAAGGGCUGCCUCUAUUAGGUUAUAUGGUAUAAGUUAUCUUUCAUUUUUGCUAUCAGGAUUAUACCAAAUAAAUCUUGUAUCCAUUAAUGGGGAUGUUCCCACUACAUUUGUAGUAUGAGAACACUACAAUCUGAAGUAUUUUGAAAAAGAAUUACUCAAUAAAGACAGAAAGCAGCAUGGGUUUCAAAUUUCUUAGUUUUCAUCUUCUAGUGAACUGUGAAUAUCUGCUGCUUUACACUAAUAGUACACAAUAAAAAUAAGCACUGAAUUGUUUGAUAUGGUUCUCAGGAUUUUAAUACUUGAUUCCUCUGAGCAGCUUUGUAUUUUCCUAUCAUAGAAAUAAAAUUCUUCUAAAAAUCAA
Molecule: messenger RNA, 10739 nt
Organism: Pipra filicauda (Wire-tailed manakin)
Lineage: Eukaryota; Metazoa; Chordata; Aves; Passeriformes; Pipridae
Gene: CROT
Product: carnitine O-octanoyltransferase
Exons: 17
Coding region: 8072-9922 (616 amino acids)
Cellular component (GO): peroxisome
Molecular function (GO): carnitine O-octanoyltransferase activity
Source: RefSeq, a predicted model, not a curated record